UGGGGAAGAGGAAUAUGGAGGACGUGCAUCAUCAGUUUGGAGGAGACAAUCUAAAUAACUCGGGAAAAAAGGUACCUUCACAAGGUUUAGUAGCUUGUAUGCGACAAAUAAUUACUAAAAGUAUCUUUAUAAUCCAUCAGGUGUAAGAUUUGUCGUCAAUCAAUGUCAAAACACUUGCGUGCCCCGGUCGCUGCCAUGAUAGCGUGUCAUAAUAAUUCAACUUGAACCUUGGUUUUAUAAUUCAACUAAGUUUACCUCGCAUAGGUGGUAAUUACAGUCCUCGGGAGAAAAGCGAAGUGUGAUGAUUGUGGACUGAUGGAAAGUAAAGAUAACGUAAAGAAAUAAUUGGCUGAAAGAGUUACCAAAGUGCGCCCUUUACGUGACUGUAAUUACAUGGAAUUAAGGUUAUUAUGAUGAAUACUUGGAUGCAGUGUCAUGCUAUUUAAGCUUUAAAACUUACAAUGUAGAGCUUUGUAAGGAUAACAACUGCGAUACUCCAUGGAUCAGGGAAUCUGGUAGCCCUGUUAAGUUCAGAAUUAGCUGAUAAAAAGUGUCAGAAUUUAUACUGGAUUGAUGGAAAAGUUUGGUGAGGAUGAGGUGAUUGAAGAACCCUGUUAAAAAUCCUCCUGUACGUUUAUUAAAUUUGAAUAAUUACAGGUGAGAACUAUUACAAGGAGUACAAGUGAGUACAAGUGCCGGCAUAAGAACUGGAAAAUGUUUUUGAUAGAAGAGAUCUACUGAUGUUGUAUGAUGAAAUAACAAGCAUGCUGAGAAAAAUUGCUUGUAGAGACUUCAGUCAUUCAGAAAAUCAAAAUUUGUUUUAGCUGAUGAGUCAAAGUAUCGGUGUUUUGUUACAUUUCUUGAUGGUUGUUCUGUUAACAGCCAUCAGUGCAGACUGGAAAUAAUUCUCACCUUCUCUAACUCUUUUCAUUUUAAGUAUUUUUACUAUUAAUUUUGGAGGUUAAAAUGCUUCAAAACACAUCCACAGAUACACCAAAGCCUGGGAAAUCUGGAUUUCAAGAGAUAAGGAUGAUCGAAUGGGGCAAAAAUGAUAACCCCAAAAACUCCCUAGAGCUUCCCACAAACCCCAAACCGCUGGACCAAAAACUAAACCGUCAAAAAAUUUCCAAGCCUUAAAAAUUUACAGAAAGAAGUAAAUGAUGUUACACAAAAAAUUUGAUUGUACUUUAUUUGCAAAACUAUGCAGUUGGGAGAUGGAUAUCAGCAGGAGCCCAUCAAAUGGAGCCUCCAUCUCCAUUAAUUUCUUGAGUCAACCCUUUCCCGAGUAGAUUUAUAAAUAGAACGGCUUGUUUCCCGCGAAAAGUGUCAUAUUUCCGUGAGUCUCGUAUGUCACUGUGAAAAAAAUGAAGUUGGAUGAAGUCGAACUCAGAAGCCCGUCCUUCGACCGUUUUCCUUUUUUACUAUUCGUCCAUUUUUACAGUUUUACAGCCGCUGGGAUCUGGGAUGAAAUAAAAGUUAAUGAAUUACCCGACUGAGACUGAGCAUGAAGCGAUGGGACAAAGGCAGCGAACUGAGGAUCACGGAAAGGUUCUUUGCGAGUGUUUGUUUUUGUUUUUUUUUUUUGCCUUCAUACAUCCCACAUUUAAGCAUGCACCUUGAAAAGAGUCGACGAUUAAGCGUUCUGUGGACGAUUUGAAACUUUUCGAUGAUCAGUGCCGAAAAAGUGCCGGGAUCAUUUAUUUUUGUCAUCGCCGUGUAGUGGAUUUCGCCAGUUAAGCACCGUGUGCAAAAGCGAUGACCCAAGUAGCAACUAAGGAGGAAUGCUUCAGAAAAAUUGCAGUCUUCCUUUACAACUGACUAGUAUCACCAUGAGAGUUGCCUGAUAAAACUGGCACUUGAAAAGUUGAACAGAAGACAACAGUUGCUCGACCGUGAUGAAGCUAACUCAAAAGUAAUUUGCUAACGGUGGAAUUUGUGACAUCGCGUUCCAGUCCAAAGACCCUCUUAUCUCAAGAAAAACAAAAUGGAUUGUAUCUGCGCCCAAAGAAUUAUGACUGACCAACAGGAGAAUUCUCAGCAAUUAAUGUAGAAGUUUAGGCCAAUUCUUUCCUUCGAAUUUGCAUCUGUAGAUCACUUUUUUGCGAGAAAACAAUGGCUGGGCUCGGCGUUACAAAACAUAGCAGGGAAUCAUCACACUAACUGACGGACAAAACAACCACAGUAUUUAUUCCGACAAACGCAUUUCGGAUAAAAACUUGAAAAACUAGAAAUUUGAUUAAUAUUCAGUCAUUUAGCCGAAAUAAGAACCUUAACGCUCAAAAAAAUUGGCUAAAGAAAACUAAUCCUGUCAGAACUACAGACUGCAGGUAGUAGUUAAUCCUUACGCAUGUAACAGACCAGCUUAAUGUGAGACAAGCUGAAGCAACCAAAAUUAGGAUUAACAUAGUCAGAGUUUAAAACUCUCCACAGUAUAAUCUACCCGCUAGAAAGAAAAGAAAGAAAACCUCUGAGGGAUGAAAACGCUAAAGUCACGUUUCACUAGCUUAUGAUUUUGUUUGGCCUGUCAGCACCGGAUUUCCUGCUGUUUCAUCAAGUACAAUAGCAGUGUCAUUUAGUCGUUGUGAUUGGCUCUUCCCACCGUCGGUGCGCGAAGUCUCCCCUGGGAACCGUUCUAAUUAUAAAUCUACUCGGGAAAGGGUUGACUCCAAGGGCUUGUAUGGGAGAUGGAGGCUCCAUUUGAUAGGCUCCUGUAUCAGAUUGUUUUGAAUACCCCAAAAAAUCCCUUCUUGAAUCAAGCCACCCCAAAAAAAUACUUGCCAAAUGUUCCUACCCAAAAAAAUCCCGGAAUAAAAAAUUACAAACCCAAAAAAUCCUUCGACCAUCCCUGUCUCUUGAAAUCCAGAGAACCCUCCCUGGGCAGCUACAUCAAACUGCACAUUCACUUCCACCAUUUGAAAUCUGCUAUAUGAAACAAAAUUUAUGCUGGCCCUCGGUUAGGGCAGACAAUGAUCUGAAUGGUGGAAAUUGACAAUAGCAAACCAUGCGUCUAGGCAUCUUUUUCAGGGAAAGGACGUGAGCUCAUUUCCCAAAUAGUGGCUGAUAAUUGAGCCUAGCAUAACCUCUGUUCACGCAGCUUUGCUGUUUCAUGGUCAAACUUGCAGGACUCUGAUAUGAUGAGCAAACCAUACCCAACACAACCAGACCUUCCUCAUAGUCAGUACAAUCCAACACCAUAUCAACAGCCUGAUUACAGCCAGUUUGAUCUGGUGAGAGCCACGCAGUAUGGCAUCUUUGACAGGUGCCGUGAAUUGAUUGAGAAAGAGGGUGUUGAUGUCAAUACGCUGGACAAGGAAAAUGUUUCAGCUCUACAUUGGGCAGCAAUCAACAACAGAAUAAGGAUAGCUGAGUAAGCACUUAUCUUAAGCUGGUGUUUAUGUAAACAUCCUCUCAACUUGUUCCUUGUCUGUUAGUUUUUCUCAUUUCAUAAAAAAAAAUUGUCACUAUUGAAAGAAAUUUCAAUCAGACAGGGACAGGCAUUGUUUUCUUUUUUUUGUUGUUUAUACAUGAUAUAUACUGGUUUCCAAACAAUAAUCAUGCACUCACUGUUGAGCUUAUAGGUGAACAACUUUUUCACUUCUUAUGUUCUUAGAUAGCACCUCUCCUGGAGAUGUUGUUCGCAAUAAGAACUAGUUGAACGGUCCAACAAUAACCUGUGUUUUGAUCAACAAAAUUUCACUAUACUGGUUAAUAAUUUGGUAGUCCUAGAUUGAAAUCAACAAAUCUAGAUUGAAAUCCAUCUAACUGUAUUUUUUCACUUCUUAGAAACCAACAACAAUGAUGAUGAUAAUAAUGAUUAAUAAUAAAUACUUAUUCUCUCCCCUUUGAGGGGUUUUGUAUGAAUAAGUUGACCUUUUACAUUACCAACUAAAGAACAAAUCCAGCUCCGGUCAGAGGGAACUCGAACCCAGGAUGCUCCCUCUGGGCCCUGCAUCCUGUACCUAAAACUCUGCAUUUAUUGACAGACCUACUUCUACUUCUUCUUCCCUUCAGAUACUUUGUGUCAAAAGGUGCUACUAUAGAUCAGAAGGGAGGCAUAUUAAAUGCCACACCAUUACACUGGGCUGUUAGGUAAGAAUCUAGUUACCUGACAACAUUUUAUAUAUGUUGAUAAUGUUGUUCCACUUUGUAGUGCCGUGAUUCAGUUAACCCAUUAAGCUCCAAUAUCCACAUACCAAUUUUCCAGUCUGAUCUCCAUAUUUUUCCCAACAGAAUUAGUUGAGAUGACCAAAUAAUUUCCCCUUUGGUGAUCACUUGAUUCUCAUAAUCUUUUCCCUUGAUUUGUAUUGAUAUUGUCAUGAGAAAUUGAUGUUGGUCAUUCUUGGGACAAAAAAGGCUAAAAACCAAUUUGGUCAUAGUAUUUUCUGACAUUUAUGUGGGCUUGGUUAAUGUUCUUUACCAACUAAUUCUUUCUAUUAAUUUUCAGGCAAGGUCAUCUUGAAAUGGUCGUGUACCUGAUGAAGCAGGGUGCAGAUCCUGCUUCACUUGAUAUUGAAGGUAGUGUCACUUUGGAACUCUCCUUAAAGAAGUGUAUUGCAGUGUGAACACUAAAACUAGGACACAUGGAAGAAGAUUGUCUAAUCACGAUGUUUUCUGAAAACAAAAGAUUCUCAAGUUUUUUUUCAAACAGACCAAUAAAAUUCAAGGUUCAACUAAGCAACCAUUGAGGACGGUUUGAACUUACCUGAUCUCUCAGGAAACAGCACUCAAAUAAUGAAUGUUGUUGGUCCUUUUGCACAAAAAAGCUUGUUAAUGUUUUGUUAUCAGAAAAUGUUGUGAUUCGACAAUCUUUUUUUUAAGUGUCAGCACCGUAAAAGUACUAAGAUAUCUUUAGUUAAUAUUUUGUUGCUGAAUACAUUUUGAUAAACCUCUCCUAAAUAAUCCUGAAUGUUAUUUAAAUAGUAAUAACAAUUUUAAAAAUAAAUCAUAAUCAGUACUUAUUAUUGUUGUUCAUGAUGGAUGGGGCAGGAGAUUUUUUUUUCUAGUCACCAAUUUGGAGAGUAAUUUCUAGAAAUUGUUCCCCAAAGUAGAAAUUUUAGCUCGUUGCCAAAUUUAUCAGGCACUGUUUCAUGUGCUUCAACAGUCUGUCAUCUACACCAGGAAAGUUUAAAACUCUGGCUUUGUUUUCUGUUAACUUCCUUUACGUACCUACUUUUCACCCUGUUCCUCAUUUGGCAGGGUUGUCACUAAGAUUUCAAGUUGCCGGGUAAAUACAACAAGUAGGCGGGGAAUCAAAUGGCUAGGGAUUUCUUUUGGUUCUGUUUUUCUUCUAUUUUCCAAUAAAAGUAGCCGGGGGCCACUCUCUUAGUAGCCAGGGAAAAUCCCCGGCCCCUGGCUCUUAAUGACAACCCUGUUUGGGGAGAAGGGAUUGACAAAGAUGAUGACUUAAAAAGGAACAACUGUCCCAUUAUACAGGCAAAUUUGUUAAAGUAAUAAUUCACAAAUUACUUUGUAAUAUCUCAUUCAAUUAUUCAAUUGCCUUAAUAGGUUGCAGUUGUUUGCAUGUUGCUGUUCAACAUAGUCAGAUGGGAGUAGUUGCAUAUUUAAUUUCAAAAGGAAUGGUAUGUAUUCCCUUAGUGAAAUACUGUAGGUUUAACAGUGUUUUUCUUGAGCAAAUGGGUCAAAGUAGUAAAGGCACAGUGUAUAUGUACAACCCUGGUCAAAACAUCUUGGAACACUUGAGGAAUUUAGGUACAAAGACACACUUUGCUAAAUUAACUCAUAUUCUGCCUCUUAAAAAAGCUUUGGGAUGUUGUUAUAAGAGGCUAUUUCUGCUGUCCCCCUCUCCCCCAAGCAGUGUUGAUUGUGUUGAAUUAAAACUUGAAUGCAUAACUUCAACAUUGCACCGAGGGGGGAGGGAAGAUGCCUCAAUUUGACAAGCUAUUGCGUUAGUGUCCCAAGAGUUUUGACCAGGGUUGUAGUUGUGGGGUAUUGAACACAAUACAAACUGUGAAGAUGUCUUAACCAUAUAUUUGUGUGUUGGUGGAACAAUAUGAGACAACAGUUUUGGUUUGUUGCAGGAUGUUGAUCAGCUUGACAGAAAUGGCAUGUCGCCACUAAUGUGGGCAGCUUACAGAUGUUUUGGGUGAGUAGAGCACUGUCGAACCUCUCUGUGUGACCACCUCUCAUUAGCAACCAGCUAUCCAAACACCAAAAUUUUUUCCAGUCAAAGCCCUAUAGUUAGAAGCUCUCUUAACCCUUUAAGCCCCAAUAUCUACAUACAAAUUCUCAAGACUGAUCUCCAUACAUAUCCUUUAAAAAUUAGUUGAGAGAAUUUGAUAAAAGAUCAAAGAUUGAUCUCUUUGUGAUCAAUUUAUUGAUUCUCAUAGUCUUUGCUCUUGACAAUCUAUGGAUAUCGUUAGGCAAAAAUAUUAUUGAUGUUGGUCACUAUUGGGACUUAAAGGGUUAAGUGACUGCAACCAUAUAGGGCUGACGGUUUUAUAAUUUUCCAUUGUUUUAACCUCUUAUAAGCAGCCACUUGACUCAUGGCCUUAUCUGUUUGAUCACUGGGUGUACUACACUACUCAUGAUCAGAGUAUGUCAAGAACCUUUAGUGAGAACAUGGAACUAUACAUAUCGCAACUUAGAAAUUGCAUGCAAUUACUCUUUCUUUUGGGAUCUCCUCUUGAAAGGGAACCCCUAUGGACCUAUACUCGGAAACGACCACUAACUCUUCACAUUUUGGUGGUUACUACAGGAGCCUCAACUGUUUAAUUGAUUUAUACUACUGCAUGAGAAAUUUCUGCAAUUUGAUUUGCUCAGAGCAGUCGUGUUUCAGCUAAAUUUGAAAUACCUACAUGUGAAAAUUACAAACCUUUUGCGGGUAGUAGUAUAAACAAAUAAUAGCAUGAUUUGUAUGUGAUAUUUGGCAUGAAUACGACUUGUGAUGUUUCAAAAUUGUGUCAAAUUGCACUCGCCUAACUACACGUGAAAUUGCGUGUAACAAUUCCGAAAUAUCACUCAUGGUAUUUAUGCCUAAUAUUACGGCUUCUUAGUGCUCAGCAAUCAGUACAAUGUUGUCAACAGUGAAAUCUCUAGACUAUAAGUUUGUCAUAACAUGCAAGUACUUAACCACGUAGACAUACAUGUACAGCAGAGUCAAGGAUGAUAGGCCAGUAAAACUACUAAUCAAACACUAAUUAAUCAAUAUCAUUGCUUUGAAAGAAGCUGAGGAGAGAAAAAAAAUUGAUCUAAAUUUACACAAACAGAUCAUUUACAGUUUUAGAAUAAUCCUUUUGUUGCUUUUUUUCCAACUAUUUUAGGUUGGAGUUGACAAGAAUGCUCCUAACCAUGAAUGCUUCAGUUCCCCUGGCAGACAAAUUUCACAAAAAUACUGGUAAGACUCUCAUUAAAAUUUUUUAGUCUAGGUUGACACUCAGUUUCCUUUGUCUCCUGGGGCGAGGAAACUAAAGAAAUUGAAAUCAACCUAGGUUAAAUCAUAAUUAACCUGAAAUCAAGUUUUACAUGUAACAAUAGUGAGUUUAUGCAACACGAUGUUAGAUGGAAGAGGACAGCAAAGCGUUUGUGUAACAAAUGUGACAGGGCUAUUACAUGCAUGUUUUGUCCUGCUCUUCACUUAACAUUACUGUGUUCUUGUUUUAUACAAAAGUUUUGUGUAAAGGAAGGUGAAGUUUGGUGGAAAUUUAUUUUGUUUUUCAAACAUAAUUACUGUCACACAAGGUUUUGCUGUAUUCUUUCCUCUGCUAUACUUUUGUGUAAGUUCACUAUUACAGGAUUGGUGCCUCUGCACCAAUUUGCCCAUAAAUUAUGGCAUUUUUAAGGCUGUUUGUGGGUUUUUUGUCCAUUGACAGCUUUGCACUGGGCAGUGAUGUCAAAUAAUCAUAAUGUCAUUAGAGCACUUUUAAGGGCUGGUGCCAGCAUGGAUGCGUUAAAUGCCGAGGUAUGGAAUCUUUUCACUCUUUUAUCAUUAUUGUCAGUUUACUAGUCUAAGUGUAGUAAAAGUGUGGGUCAUGUUUUUUGCCACAAGAAGCGUAAAAGAGGUUUAUUUUAUUUUCUCACAAAGAUCACCGUCCUUGAAUAAGUGGCACUCUUAGGAACCAAAAUUCCCUGUAUAAAUACCACAUUAUCCAUGCAGCAAUGCGACAAUUGUUGAUUUUUGACUUGGUUAAUGCUGAACUGUUAAUAUGGCUGAUAUUGUAAUGACGAUACUGUUAUUUAACAAUUCAUGAAUGAGGCUGAGCAUCUUAUGAAGAAUUGUGAAGAAUAGGGAAAGUAUUUUGAAUGAAUGAUAAGGUCAUUUAUUUGGAUCUGGAAAGGGACACCACCUUUAGAACUAACUUGUAUUACAUUCAAAACAUGGAAGAGGAAAGAAAUAUCUUUUCCUUAGUAUCAGAGUGAUAUGGGAAGUUUCUAAUAAGCCCCCAAAUAGGCCUCGCUUACAAAUUAGUGAUCUUGUUCAAAAUGUGUUUAUUUCAAUGCUUUGAUAUCAACUUUUCAUCUGUUAAUAGGGUCAGUCACCUUAUGAUCUGGCAAAACAAAAGAAAAGCAAAUGGAUUUUGAUGCAAAUGGACUUAAUGGCAAUGGAUAAAGGGAAAGGAAAACCAGUAUUUUUACAAGCAUUGACAAGAGAUAAGGUAGGACUUUAUAAAAUGGGGGGUGGGGGAGGUGGCUUUGGUAAGCUGUAAGGAAGAUUUUGGGGGUAUGAGGAGUUUUGGCAUUUUUCGUGAGAAUAGUAUGCCAAGAUGAUUGAGUGCUGUCAUAAUAUUGGAAGUGGUUACAUCAAAUAUGGAAACAACUCUAGGAGGUGCACUGCCCUGGGGAGCAGCAGGGCUGAUACUCCCCUUUAUAUAUAACAAGGAUCUGUGUUAGGAAAUUUCAAAAAUACCCCUAAAAUUAAUGCAACCAGGAGUUCUUUUUGAUUGGUGGGCCUGGCUUAAAAUUUGUUUUAACUGCUAAGAGGUACCAGUUCUAGAUCAACCAAUGAACUGGCCCUGACAGUAGGUUUUAAAGUCAAGUAAUUGAAUUUAAGGACAUAAUGUUGGUGGAGCUGAAAAAUGAAGGGUUUUGUUUUAUAUAUUAUAAAUCAAAACCCCUCAUUUUUCAGCUCAAUAUCCCACAAGGUCCCAAGCAACUCUAGAUUUUAAGCCCUAAAAGGGAUUACAUUAUUUUACUCCCACCAUUUUUUUAAUGGUCAUUCCCCAAUCCAGGGCCGAGGUGUUCAAAGGUGGGUUAAGUUAACCCAGGGUUAGUGUGAAAUUUGAACUCGGAUAUAAGAGCUUAAAAAACAAAUUCAGCUUAAUUCUCUUUGCCUACAAUUUGAUUAUUGGAUACUCUAAAAAAUGUAUAGAAAAUUAUCCGGAAGAGUGCUUUUGACGAAAAGAAAAAGAAGCCCAGGUUAAAAUGUAACGUUGAAUUAGUGCUAACUGGCAUUUAAACAACUGGGCCUAGGUGCACUGUUGCCAUGGUUUCAUAUUGAACUUCACAAUUGGAGGUCCAACAUUUUCUCUCAAUCUUUGCCCCAGGUAUAUAAGACAGGAAACUCCCCAAUUUUUACUCUGUCCUUACUUAGCUGUUUAUAUUACCGUAUUUUCAUGCUACAGAAACCUGGUAGCUUUGGCUGCGGCAGCCCACUGGGGUCAUACAGUGCUAAUUUUUGGCUUUCCUUUUAGGUUGCUCAGCGUUAUGUUCAGAUAGGGCUGCCUUUCUUUGUACUAUUUGGUGUUGGAGCAAUCUUGGAAUUUUCAUCUUCUUGGGUUAUGUCACUACCUCUUCUAUGUGCCCUAGGAAUAAUAACUCAUUAUGGACUAAAGUAAGUAGUUAUUAAAAUAAUGUAACAACAUAGUAUUUAUUCUAUUUAGAAUAAGAAAGAGUUUUGAAUUCAAAGGGGAAAAGUAUGUUAAAAGAAUAAUGUUGGAAAAUGAAACAGUUAAUUUCAGGCCAAUCAUGUAAUGCGCAUCAUCGCCUCAGUGUAAACUAACAUCAGUUUUGGUGUAGGCAAUGUUUGCUCUGAUCUCCAAAACAUUUCUGCCAAAAUGCAUCAAGUUUUGAAAGCUCUGCAAUACUAUGAUGACAAAUCACACUAAAACUGCAGCUAGUUUUAAAUACACUUACAAUUUGUAUUGCAGGUUUGUGUAACUAAAAAAAAUUGUACAAAUAGGUCUUAACUGGUCUAUUCAUUUGUAUGCAUUUAAGAAAAUUUGCCCAAAAGUUUUUCUUGGUAACCAGCAACGUAGGUUUAAGAAUAAAUUUUAUUCUUAAACCGACAUUGCUGGUUACCAACUAAAACUUUUGGGCAAAUUUUCUUUUGUUGUCCUAGGUAGAACUCUUGAUGUUUUAACUCUUCCAUUGUUGCUGUUUACUCACAGAUUGUUCAUGUUAAACUUUUAUGAUAACAAUACUGCUGUCUUUGGCUGGACCCUUGCCACCAAAGCUUACCUUUACCACAACAUUUUCACUGUUCAUUUACAUUAUAUCCUUUCCAAUGUUACUGUUUUUUUGAAUUUUUUGAUCUGACUGGUAACUUCUUAAACUUAUAAUUAAUAAAUUAUUUAUGCAUGUUUGCAGAUUAUUUCAAGGGGGCCAGCCCUCAAGCCUUAUUCCCUUAGGUGUAUAUUUAGCUACUAAAGUCUACAAAUAUUCAACUUGGUUUCUCUUUUUCUGGCCCUAUAUCCUUUAAGAAUUUAUUGAAUGGAUAAUCAUAAUUCAUGAUGUAGAUAAUUUUUUAAAUCUCUUUAUGCAAGAUUAAAUAUCAGAUAUCUGCACACAAGCACCUGACCGGUUAAUUAAACACCAGUUACUGUUCUUUUAACCAACACUAGCAAACACCUUCCACGAGAAAAAAGAGAAAGAGAAAAAAUUGAUCUUAAACUUUAAAAAUCCCUACUAACAUCGUAUUGUUUCAAUAUGUUUUCAUUUGAGGUGAUAUUUUAAUCAAGUGUGAGUAAGGGAAUGUCUCAGUUCUAACUCAUUUAUUAAUAAUUAAAUAAUCAAUUAGAUAAUCACCCUAAAAAAUUUAAUAUACCGGUAACAUGUCUCUGGACCAUAAACACUGAAUGGAAAUUAAUCCGUUUUCCACACUUAAUGCAAUAUAAUGUUAUGUACAAGCUUUCUUUUAACUGUAAAACUCUGAAACAUUUUACACCAGCUUACACAGGUUACCAGUUUUUGUGGGUUGCUAUGUUUGAUAAUAAUCAUGAUUUAAAUAUCUGCGUCGGCCCCAAUGCACAAGAUAUGCCACAAAAACUAAUCUCACCAUCAGUUUGACUUUCUCAUUUUACUGCUGCACAUGAUGUACAUCUGUAGGGUCAUUCAACAAUUUUUCUCUGCCUUUUCUUUUUACUUAACUCUCUAUCUUUAUUUGCUGUUGUAUUAUGCUGUUUUGUUUAUUGUUUUUUUUUUUCAUGAUAACUGUUGUUUAACAAGUUACUGGUAAUUUCCUUAACCACUUCCCACAUGUAAAUACUCCAAUCAUCUUAGCAUCUUUCUUUAUAACCACUGUUGGCCUGUACUACUGUUUUUACAAGUCAUGGAAAGUAGAUCCUGGGUACCUUCACACAACAUCAGCUGAAAAACACAAGGUAAGACAUCUUUUGGUAUUCAACACAAUACACUGGUAUCCUGAGUUUAAAAAAAGGUGCUAUUGUAGCCGUAGUUCAAAACAGUGUCAUAUUCUGGUCAUUCUCGUAAGUAUAGUUGGAUUUUACCAAAAUUUGGUAAAAUCCAACUAAGAGUCAUUUAUUUUAAUGAGGUACAAUAAUUUAUUUUUACUCCUAGUCUAAAUGCAUAGUAUAGUAAUAACUACUAUAAUAUAUAAUAAUUAAUAAUCAAUUAUUGAUUAUUGUAGUAUUAUUGGUAAAACUAUUAUUUUCUUGUAUCCUAUGGUCAAGUACUGAUUUACAAGGCAAGCCAAGAAAGGAUUGCUUCCCUGCUACUUUAUGGGUUGGGGCCAGGUUUUUCAAAGCUAGGGUUAAGAUAACUCAGGGUUAGUGCGAAAUUUGAUGUCAGAUAAUAUUAUUGUGAAAGCUUAAAAAGCAAAUUCAGUUCAAUCCUUCUUGUAUACAAUUAAUUUGAUGAUUGGGUGCUCUAAAGAGAAGAGCAGAGGAAAUUAUCCAAGAAAGUGCUGUUGAACAAAAGAAAAAGAAACUGUGAUUAAAAUUUGACCCCGGGUUUGCACUAAUCUGCCUUUGAAUAACUGGGCCCUGGUUAUUUCCAUACAAUUAAUGUUCUUUUAUUAUCUUAAAAAUGUAAUGAGGAUUCUCUAAUUAUUAAAAUUAUUUUGUGCCUGUUCAUUAAAAGUUGUUAUUUGCUUCAAUCUGUAACCACUUCAGUCGUCUACAAUGUAACUGUUCUGCUGUAUUUUCUCCCUGCAGACCAUUAUAGAACUUGUUGAAAAGAAUUCAUUUAACUUCAAUAAGUUUUGUUCAACUUGUCUUGUAAGUACAUGAUCUUUUUAAGAAAACCAUACUCCUUUGUUUUUUGUUGUUGUUGUUCGAAGGUUGCUUGUUGUUUUAUAGUUUCUUCAGUAUGAUAAUAAAUUUCUCCCACAGCUACUGAAACCCAUCAGGUCAAAGCAUUGUUCUGUUUGUGAUCGAUGUGUAGCCAAGUUUGAUCACCAUUGUCCAUGGGUAGAGAAUUGUGUAGGUGGGUAACAGUUUGUUUUUGCACCCUCAAAAUUAUUUCUAUUGCAUCUUUUGCCGGGAUGAUGUGAAUGAAGUGAUCACCAGGUGAUGUAACAUGAUAGGUUGAUGACACACUGAAGAAUACUGGUGUCUUACCAUAGUAGCUAACCAACAAGAAAUGCUGCCUGCACGACAGGUUUUGAAGGGGGGGGGGGGGAUGGGGAAGAGGAAAUUAAGGUGAACAAGAAAGAAGGCAAGGGAGGUUUGGUAGUAUGCCUAUGGUUGACAAUCCCAUUUUUUGCAGUUAAGAUCGGAUCAUAUACCUUCAAUCCUCUAUUAAGCCCCUGGGGGGGGUUCUUUAAUUUAGCAAAGACAAUGGUAUCAAUUCUCCAUAAAGAGCUAGAAUACAUUUAUUGGAAAAUCUCAACUAUAAGAAGUUGGAGGUCAUGCAGCCGAGGAUCAAAAACAAAUCUUAACUUCCAGUUGGUGAAUAAACCAUCCUGGAUCAGUCCACACAAAGUUUAUAGUCGUGAUUGAUUAAUACAGUCUAUCAUUUAUGAGUGAAGAAUAAUUAGGGGAGGGGAGGGGAGGGGGGCAUAAAAGAGAGGGGGAACUUAUUAACUUUCUUCCCCUGAAAAGGGGGGCUUAAUAGAGGAUUUACGGUACAUCAUUUAAAACAAUGGCAUCUUUGGACGAGUUCUCUUCCUUUUCUCUCACGCAGGUGCCCCUCAUAAACUCGCGUGCUGCCCCUUCCCUUGCAUUGCCCUUCGACGACAUCCCAUGCAGGCUAAUCAACAAUAUUUUCUACAAGAAGACUCUUGGCCAAAGGGCAUAAAUUUGUUUGUUUGUUUUUUUCAAGUAGGUCUUCUUUGAAUUUGUCUUAUUGGGCAAAAUGUGAAUGAUUGUUCCGACUAAGUUCAGAUGAUCUGAAGAGAAGUCACUCACUCGAACGUCUGCGUAGUGGGGGGAGUUAAUUUAUUUUUCUAUUUUGUUGUUGUCACAGGUGUCGGAAAUCACGUGUACUUCUUUUGGUACUUGUUUUUCCUGUUUCUUAUGAUUCUCUGGUACAUCUAUGGCGGAACAGUCUGUAAGUCAAGGCUUCUUUACUUUUCAAACGUUAACUUGUUUAUUUAGUAUUGAUAUUGACCUUAUAUUUGCUUGCCCUUGGAAUCCCUGAUCAUUUGCCAUUUUAGAAAUGAAAAGGGAAAUGCAGCCGAGAUGUGUCCUGCAAUUUUUCCUACGAUCGUUACUGGGGACGCGCCGGUCAGCUGUUGACCUACCGUAAAAUUCCGAAAAUAAGGACCUCCAUGUAUAGGCCCCUCCAAAUAUAAGCCCCCCAAACUCGUAACGCAAAAAACCCUCCAUUAAAUCGUCCCUCCAAAUAAAAGCUCCCCGGGGGCUUGUACUUGGAAAUUGCCCUCAAAUUCUAAGGAAAACAAAGCAAAACGGUAAAUUGCCUUCCAACUAUAAGGCUAGCCCAAUUUUUUUUGAAACGCAAAUUUCCCUCCGUAGAUAAGCCCCUCCGAAUAUAAGCCCCUCAAAAAGGGCCUUUGAAAAUAUAAGCCCUGGAGGUUAUUUUCGGAAUUUUACGGUAUUUUUUUUCCUGUCCCUAUUAACAAUCCCAGAAGUCUUUGCAAAAGUUAACUGGACCCAGUCUCCUUCUCUCUUUUUUAAAGUGGCGACUGGGCUGUGAGCAAGCUUUCUACUGAGACACUCAUCUCUCACGCCUCGUUUCACCGAUAUCGGGUCGUUUCGCCUAAAGGUCUAUUCGCCCCAUGCUAGUUCGCCCAGACUAAGUCGAUUCGCCCGAUAUGUAUUUGUCGUUUUUUAAGCUUGAGAAAAAGGAAUAAGCAUGGCGAGACAGUGACUGCACACGUGGAAUCCAUGGUUAACCAAAAGAACAUCUCGAAGUAGUAGGUUCACCAUGUUGUAGAGUGUUGUAUGUCAUCUGGCGAAUCGACUUAAGUCCUAGCAAACGCCUUCGUGCAAAUCGGCUUUCUGGCGAAACGACCGCAGUUCGUUUCACUAGCCUCUUAGGUGUGAUCCCUCACUUCUUUCUUUACAACAAGAAGCAAAAAAACCUUCAUGUACUUGUGUCACAGCAUUUUCAUAGACCCCUUUAUAUGGCACGAAUUAUGAAUAUCAUAUAAGUCUUACAAACCAGUCAGCAAAACGCGCAGACCUGAAAAUGGUAUUUGUGAAUUUCUAAUGACAUUUAGUUUUCAUUUUUCAUAUCUGAUACUUCGAGUUCCUGAAGGAGCAGAGCUCCCAUUUAUUACUUCCCAUAUUUUGAAUAUACACAUCUCAUGGCUUUAAAAAUGACAAGACAACUGCCUGUCUUAGCUAUAUAUAUUCGUAUCAAAAAGACCGACCAGAUACAGCAGUUAAAGGGGAUGCGUUGCUUUCUAGUAGGUAUGUGAAAGAGGAAUCAUUUGUCAUUGGAAGGUGUGGGAAAGGGUUCGUUUCUGGUCGUAAAUGGUUUGAAAAAGGCUACGGGGUUGGACCUUGUGGCGGAGCCACCCCAUGCAGAUAAAACGUUGUUGAGUACCACAUUCCCCCGGACUACCAGUUAACCAGUUCGUGAAAACACGGUGCAUAACCUUAUAGAUCGUUUUCACAUGACGUCACGGCGGCCAUAUUUGCGUACAAAACAAUGGAUCGGCGGCCAUGUUUGUGUACAAAAAAAAUCCUGUGGGAAUUGAACUCUUUUCACAUGUUAAAACUUUCUUUUAUUCCAAGCAAUUUGCAAAGCUGCUGACCACGCGAGUGAAAACGACCUAUCGUGGGAGUCGCUCGCUUUAGGUUUUUGGCUCGUGUUAAUGUCUAGCCUUCCGUGAGGAGAAUUAAAGUGAUGUCUUAGGCCCUCCCUCGUAACCUUCUAAACUACUAACUUAUGUUAAUAUUUGUGUCAGAUUAUGUUAAAGCGUGCGGUCCCUACCAUGAAGGAGUGUGGAAUGCUGUUACUCAAAGUGUCUAUUGUGCACCUUGGGUAUCCUGGGGUUAUCUCAACGCCCUGUUUCAUGUGAUGUGGGUCGGUGCCCUCCUUUUCAGUCAAUGUUAUCAGGUAGGAAAUUCUCUGUGCUGUCACCUGCGCACUCUUUUGUGCUAUUCAGAGGAGCUCAUAUGCUAUCCAUGUUGUUGUUAGGAGUUAGCUUGUUCCAGACUCCAAGAGAGCAGUUCAUUCGCACAGUAAAAAGUGGUGCGAAAAAUGCGCGGGAGCUGGGGAGACAGUAGGCGGUGCUAUUUUUUCCCGCCACCGCCCCCUUCCCCAGAUCGCGCGCGUAUUAUUUUCAUUUGGCUGUUUUAUUUUCACGACGUCCCACUUUUUAGAGCCUGGCACAGGCUAGUUAGGAGGAGGCACCGUGGCCGAGUGGUUAGAGCGUGGGAAUUGCAAUCCGGAGUCCCCGAGUUCAAGUCCCGCCCUGACCGCUAACUGGAUUUGUUCACGGUUGUCUCGAGUUCAACUCCUCGGCUACGCUUGUAAAUAACCAACUGGUUUGCCUCCGGCCAGUUGGUUUUUUUGCCCUACUUAUGUUGAUUUCAGUUAUUUGUUUUUGUCCUUAUUUUUGGGCCACAAUGUAAACUGUUGGUUUAGGCCCAGUUCAAACGUCGAACUUAAAAUACCUAUUUGGGUCGACCCAACUGAUAUAAGCUUGACGGUUGAUUCAGACCCCGAACUUGAUUCAUCUAUCUUAAUUUAUUUUUACUAUGUAAAAUGGUCUACAGUGUUUUACUUUAUCAGUGAAAACAAAUAACAGUAAUUCAUGCAUUAGGUUCGGCACUUGAAAAGUUCGACGGUUGAAACCAAGUCGCUCCUCAGUCGAAAUUCCCAUGAGGGCCACUCGAUUUUAAUCUAUGGGUCGACCCAAAUGAGAUAUUUUUCACUUAAUUGAUUCAAACGUCGAUCUUUUUAUGUACUUAAUUAAAGGGAUUAGGGUUCGGUACAUGAAAAGAUCGACGUUUGAACUGGACCUUAUCAGUAAUUGUGUUAAAGUCAAUUUUUUGCCGUUGUUGAAAUAUUCAACUUUUUUUGCCAGAUAUUUUGGCUGGGAAUGACCACUAAUGAGCGCCUGAAUAUGACAAGAUACCAGCAUUUCAUGGACAAUCACGGAGUCGCACAAACCCCCUUCAGGUAAGUUUAACCUUGUUCCAGCGCAGACAAGGAAGGAAGGUGUUUUUGGUCAUGUUCAUACUAUUCCGGGUCGCUCUAUGUGCCAGAACAGAAAUACAGAUAUGGUACAGUAUGCCGUAUUUACUCGAAUAAGCGCCGCCCGUAUUAAGCGCUGCCUUUGGAACAAAAAUAAACGCCGCGGCCCCGAUACGAUCAAAGUCAAAAGGCGAAAAAUAAUUAUACUGUAGUUAAAACAAUUCUUUGUGGCGUCCAACUUUCAAAUAAACGCCACCGUCGAAUAAGCUCCGCAUUUGAGGUGUGAAAAAUUUAAUAAGCACUCAUAUGAGUUAAUACGGUACAUGCGUUGUUGACCAAGCGCGAGAUCAAAAUGGCUGAAUAUUGGCCAAGUUCUUUUUUGCGUUUUUAUGGACCGAGACGAAGUCGAGGUCGAUAAAAACUCAAAAAGGAACGUGUCCAAUAUCCAGCCACCUUGAUCGAACACGCUUGGUCAAUAAAGGAUUUAUUAAGUGGCCAAAAAGAGAACUUUCUUCUUGCGGGACCAAUGCGGGAAAUCCCGAGCGGGCAAGAUAGGCCCACCUUGCCCGCUCAGGUAGCCAAUCAGAACACAGUAUUCGCUUCAUCUUGCCCGCUCGUGGAUUCAGCCAUAUAAAUAAGCAGUCCUUCGAACUGGCCAAUCAAGUCGUUUAUAGACGAAAUCACGGCCACGAAACAAGAUGUUUCGAGCAUUAUAACUCCAUCUUUUACAGAGAAACUGGAAUAAUCUUUAAGAAGUCGUGUUCGAAGUUUUCAACAGGUUUCAUUGGUCCAACCAAGCUUUGUCCUUGACUUUCCUGUAUUUCUGCUGUGUUCUUUUACAGUUAUUUAACAAUUAUUCCUCGAGCCCGUAUGGGCUGUGAGUCAAUAGCCCAUGGGGCCAAAUGGGCUAUUGGCCAUGAGGGCGAGAAGAAUAAUUGUUUUAGUAAAAUCCAACUAGUUGGUCAAAAAUAUCGAGACAAAACAACUUUAGUUAGCAAAACGCGAUUAAUCCGCCAUUGUUUGGCUUUCAAAGCCGGCGCUUUUCGCUACUUGUAGGCUAUAACAUAUAGCCUAGUAGUAUCUCAACCAAUCAAAACGCAGCAUUGAUAAUAGACCAGUGGUUGGAUUUUACUAAAAACUGUUAUCGGAUUCUCGAUACUUCUUUUAAUUCUAAAAGCAGUUGGAAAGUGCUAAUCUACUAAGAAUAUCUCAGCUUUUAUUUUUAUUACCUUAUUUUGCAGUCGGGGUCUUCUUGGAAACAUUGCUGACUUUUUGAACGUGAGCCUUUGCGGCCUGGCAAGGCCUUUCCACGUGGACUGGUACCAUCAGUAUGAUACUAACUUGACCAGAAGCCAUAAAACAGUAUGACGUCAAUAAAUAUAUCAUUCUGGAGCAUGCAUAGCAUCUUGACGAGAAGCUGUAAAACAGCAUUACAUCGAUAUAUAUCGUUUUGAAACAUGCGUGAAUACUUGACAAGAAGCCACACGACAGUGUGAAAUCGACAUUCGUCACUGUAAAGUAUGCAUAGCAACUUGAGAAGAAGCUGUAAAACAGCAUUAGAUCGAUAUAUAUCGUUUUGAAACGUGCGUGAAUACUAUACAAGAAGCCAUACGACAGUGUGAAAUCGAUAUACGUCGCUGUGAAGUAUGCAUAACAAAUAGCAACUUGACAAGAAGCUAAAGGCAGUAUGACCCUUGAUGUGUUCCAUAGCAGCUCAUUCAGUAACUAUGCUGGCCCUCCCUGCCAGGGAAUAAGCACAGUCUCCUCGCUGACAGUAUAAAUAAUCGUUUGCCGCGGGCGGGGAAUUGUCAUCUUAAACUGCUUCCGAAAUGAGUAUGAUAUUUAUUGGAGUUGAUCAUUCCGGCAUUUUUUACCAAAUUAUACAACAAUCCGUAUCGUUCUCUCCAUUAUAGCUUUUUAGUGUGUAAGUAUGCAAACAAUUUCUGAAAGGUAGAUGUUGCGCUUCCUGUUCAUGGUAUCAACUCACGUUCUGGUCGCAACCAUUGGCCUGAAUAUGAAAGCCCUGCUCCGCUAGUAGGAGCCGCUGCAUGUGUUGAAUCGA
This is a messenger RNA of Porites lobata, 18805 nucleotides long. NCBI's taxonomy places the organism in Eukaryota, Metazoa, Cnidaria, Anthozoa, Scleractinia, Poritidae. The record is from the annotation of a GenBank genome assembly.